Molecule: messenger RNA, 3191 nt
Organism: Pantherophis guttatus
Lineage: Eukaryota; Metazoa; Chordata; Lepidosauria; Squamata; Colubridae
Gene: SRPRB
Product: SRP receptor subunit beta
Molecular function (GO): GTP binding
Source: RefSeq, a predicted model, not a curated record
AUAAAUCUCUUGGAACAUGUUCCUCUGCUCCAGUAGCCAGCCACCCGCUGUAGAAGCCGGAAGUGGACGAUUCCAUAGCUGGACACGUCGCUACAUGAGACGUAUUAAGCUGUCAGGCGUGUCGAGCGGCUCAGCAUGAACGGUGUGAAAGUGACGCCGCAGCGCGAAGGGUUUCCCCCUCCCCAAGAUGCGCCCCUGCCGGCCCAGGACGUGGCGCAGGUCCGGCUCCUGAUCUCGGUGGCGGUGGCCGUGUUCGUCGUCUUGGUUCUGGUACUUUGGAAAGUUUUCCAAGCAAGAAAGAGCAGUCGGACAGCAGUGCUUCUGGCUGGUCUGUGUGACUCAGGAAAAACUCUUCUAUUUGUUAGGCUCUUAACAGGAAAUUUCCGAAAUACUCAGACUUCCAUAACAGAUGGUUCUGCCUCAUACAGAAUAAAAAAUGACAAGAAUAGGAAUGUGACUUUAAUUGACCUUCCUGGCCAUGAGAGCUUGAGACUUCAGUUCCUGGAUAGGUUCAAGACUGCAGCUAGGGCAAUUGUGUUUGUUGUGGAUAGUGUAGCUUUCCAACGGGAGAUGAAAGACGUGGCAGAAUUUCUGUACCAGCUCCUGACUGAUAACACAAUUCUGAAAAAUGCACCUCCCCUCUUAAUAGCCUGCAACAAACAAGAUGUUACAAUGGCAAAAUCUUCUAAGCUCAUACAACAGCAACUGGAAAGAGAACUUAAUACCUUACGAGUGACCCUCUCUGCUGCCCCAAGUACCAUGGAUAGUUCAAACUCGGGAUCUGUCAUUCAGCUUGGGAAGAAGGGAAAGGAGUUCGACUUCUCUCAGCUGCCCAUGAAAGUUGAAUUUAUUGAAUGUAGUGCCAGAGGAAACAAGGGAGAGGAGGGUAGUGCUGACAUCAAUGACUUGGAAAAAUGGCUAGCAAAAAUUGCCUGAGAAUAAGAAGGUGGCAAAGAACAAGCCUUGGGAAGAGUAGGUAUUGGAAUGAGGCAUGCAAUUUAAUAGAGCAAGAACUUGAGUUUUAAAUAGUAGUUUGGCUAGGAAAAGAUGCACACUUGGAGCUUGUAGCAAUGGUGAGGACAUGCUCAGGGAAGUUUUUACUUUCUGUUCAUUGUUCACAGAAAGGCUCUGCUGAAGUAGCCUUGUUCUUUAAAUAUAGCCUAGCAAAGAGUAGCCCCUUUUCUGCUUCCUAUUCUCAUUGUUGCAGGUAAUUUUCCUACUCUAUUUUAGGAAAAGAUCCCUUAAAAAGGAGAAUCCUUGUUACACAAAAGUCUCAAGAUGAAAAGGAACAUUUCUAGAUAUUCCUAGAUUCAAAUUCCUUUGCUUCUGUUUUCCUUCCAAUACUCUUUUCAUCUGAAAUGCUUGAGAUCCACGUCAAUUUGUUAUUUUAUCCUUUCAUUCUCUAAAAAGUUUUAUAACACUCUGGAAUGAGUAGAAUUUACUAUUGUAACUAUAGUAAUGUGGCUUCUUAAAAAAAGUAAUAGAUAACUACUUCCAAUGUUUUGUGCAAUGCCUAGCAAUGUGGCCAUCCUAUCACUUGAUAUAUGUUGUCUGAAUAAUUGGUACACAUUAGAAAAUCUCAACUAACUUCCUUCCUUCCUUCCUUCCUUCCUUCCUUCCUUCCUUCCUUCCUUCCUUCCUGAUGUUAUUUCAGCUGUGCUUCUAAAAAGAAACAUCACUAUUUGUCUGAUACACAUUUGGUUGGAUUACUAACUUCUUAGCAAAUCUUAAAUGUUAUAGCAUCUUCAUGGAAAGAGAGUGCCAAGUUUGUAAAUCUACUAAAAUGUAACAUGCUACCUUCUGAACAUAUUACAUUUUAGUAGAUUUAAAACUUCCAUUACUGCUUUAAGACGUGUCAUUUCCAUCAGCUCUUGAAAGAUGUUUCUCCUGUAGAAUGUUCAAUGUUCAAGAGAAGUAGUAACCAUUAGAACUGUGUACCUGUGGUUCUCUAUCAAAUAAGAUGUAACUGUUCUCACUUAUAUUCUUGUUUCACAGUGUAUUUUAUGCCAUGCUUUUUACAGCAGAAAUAGGUAACUUAGAAUUUUUUUAGUGUGUCACAAGCUGGACUUGAUACUUUUUCUAGAUGAGUUGCAUUUCCCAAAGUGUUGUCUGUAAAAAAAAGUAAUACCUACACAGAAAACAUUUCGAAUUAUUGUUUUGAAUGCUUAAUGUACAUCUCUUCUGUCCUGUACUUGUUACUAAAGACCAAGUUCUAUUAAAUUGUUUUUCUUAAAUUGUAUGAAUUAGUCCCUAAGAUUUAUGUAUAUCCCACAAAAAUCUGUUCAGUAUUAGUAGCUUCAUGAUUUGCUCCGAAGUUUAGACUUAGAAAUAGCUUUUUGUGCUUGAGUGACUUGCAAAUAGAACAUCAGGGCCAUGAUUUUAAACUAUGUUUGAGCUUAGGAAUGGAGUUGUGCUCUCUUGCUUUUAUUUCAUAAGCUUUUUGCCAAAUCCAGAAUAAAAGUGGUAAAUAAAUCAUGUCAGAGUUCAUGAGAACUCUGCUUGCCAUGAGGCCCACGGCCCACAUUGUCUUUGAACAAGCUGCAAAGGUGUAGAAACCCACACAUUUUACAUUGUUAUUUAUGUCUACAAAUAAAGAUAUAUUUGCCUAACAUGCCUCUGAUUUUCUCAGUCACAUUUUCUUUAAAUAGAACGUGUGAAUGCAUUGUUCGGAGUGCAUGUUUAAACAUGGUUAUUUUUGCUUGUGAAAGGCUUACAACUCUUGCUACAAAAUUCUAUAGGGUUAAAAGAUGUAUUUUAACAGGAGUUACUGUACAUUUUUUUGUACUUCAGUUCUAAAUUGUAAUUGGGGAGGGAAGCAACAGUGAUGUUGUAGAACUUAAUUUGUUAUAGGAUGUAAACGUUCAUUCCUGGAGCGGUGUCAAAUUGUAGCAUGUAAAAAAUUAUAUCAUGGUUACAAGCAACAUUAAAACCUGUCUACUGCAGGGUGUUGGGUUUAAAGACAGCCCUUCAGGUUUGAGAAAUGCUGGAUUACAUGUGAGAAUACAAAUGCUAUAUAUGAAGCAAUAAAAAUACCCUAUAUAUAUUUUAAUGUGAAUUUACAAAGACAGAAUUACAAGGCACAGAUAUGUGGAAACAGCAUUUUAUGAAAGAUAUAUAUGUUGUCUGCUUCUGUAUUUAAGUAAUUGCUGGAAUAAAAGUAAAUAAAAAUCUUUUCCUAUUGCAAUAGGAAA